This is a messenger RNA of Haliotis rufescens (red abalone), 708 nucleotides long. RefSeq names its product tigger transposable element derived 5-like. The transcript has a single exon. The record is from RefSeq and is a predicted model, not a curated record. Gene Ontology annotation, cellular component: nucleus. NCBI's taxonomy places the organism in Eukaryota, Metazoa, Mollusca, Gastropoda, Lepetellida, Haliotidae. Gene Ontology annotation, molecular function: DNA binding. Bases 1 to 708 code for a protein of 235 amino acids.
AUGAGGAAAGCGUACACAGUGCAAGAAAAGCUAGACGUUGUGAAGAAAGUUAAAGAUGGCGCUUCACAGGCCAGUGUGAGCCGCCAGUCCGGCGUUCCAGCGGGGACCAUCAGGGGGUGGAUAAAGAAUGAAGAAAAACUUCAGACAGCCGCCGCCGAAUGCCACGACAGCAAAGGACCGCAGACGAAGAAGAUCCGUGGAGCCGACGACACCACUCUGGACAAGGCCUUGUUCGAGUGGUUCACACAAUCCAGACACGAUGGUAUUCCCCUUUCGGGUGAAAUACUUAAGGUCAAGGCCCAGAAGUUGUCGAGGCAGAUAAACGGGGACGACGACACCUUCAAGGCAAGUGAUGGCUGGUUGUGGAGGUUCCAGCGACGUCACGGUAUCAAGUCCAUCACCGUCAGCGGGGAAUCUAAAUCUGCCGAUGUUGAAUCUGCUGCGGCAUAUCCAACGAUACUACGAGACAUUAUUGACGCGGAAGGCCAGCAAGAUGAGCAGAUUUACAACGCAGAUGAGACUGGCCUAUACUAUCGGAUGCUCCCAGACAAGACUCUCGCUGAGAAAAAUGACCCCAGGCAGAAGACAGGGUUCAAGAAGGCCAAGCAACGUGUUACAGUGCUGCUUGCUUGUAACAAGACCGGACGCCAUAAGUUGAAGCCACUUGUUAUAGGAAACCGAAGAACCCCCGCGCCCUCCACCACGUGA